Molecule: messenger RNA, 1068 nt
Organism: Rotaria sordida
Lineage: Eukaryota; Metazoa; Rotifera; Eurotatoria; Philodinida; Philodinidae
Source: the annotation of a GenBank genome assembly
AUGAAUAUUAUUAAAUAUUUUAUACUUUCAUCAUGUCGUCGUGUAUUAUUAAGAAUAUUACGUUGGCUUUCUAUUUAUCGUUUAGUUGUCUUUCAUUUAAAUUAUUGUUGUUUUCAUUCCGCAAAUAUUAUUGUUUCAUUGACAAGUACUCCACAACGAUUUCAUUAUGAAUUACCAUUUACAAUUCAUUCAUUAUUGUCUCAAACAAUAUUACCAAAAGAAAUUCGUAUUUAUUUAUCACCAACAAUUACAAUUAUUAAAAAUAAAAAUCUAACAUUAAAUCAUUUAAAAAUGUAUAUAAAAAAAUUUCAUUCAUCAAUAAUUAUUGAAAAAUUAUUUGAUAAAUUAGUACGAAUAUAUUUUGAAGACGAAGAUUAUGGUCCAGCAACAAAAUUUCUACCUAUUUUAAAAGAAUUUCAUUUAUUACCAACAAAUUCAUCGAAAUUACAAGCAAUUAUGAUAUGUGAUGAUGAUCAUUAUUAUCAUCCUCAUACUAUAUCUCUAUUACUUAAAUAUUCAGAUAAAUAUAAAAAUAGUAUUAUUGGAUUAAGAGGAUGGCGAAUUCGUGAUGAUCUUACUUGGGGUGUAUCUAGUAGAGAAGAACUUGCUUAUCAUAUAAUUGAAUCAUUUCGUCUAUCGGAAAUUUAUCGUGUUGGUAUUGUUACUGCCAAUCAUGCUUAUAUAAUUCGUCCAUCAUUUUUUGAUUCACAUAUUUAUCUUGAUUUUAAACAAGUUUCUGAUGAUAUACGUCGUGUUGAUGAUAUUUGGUUAAAUGGUCAUGCAUCAAAACGAAAUAUUACUCGUUUAGUAAUACCAACAUGUUGUUUUAGUAUUAGUGUAACUAAAACACAUGAACUUGAAAAUUAUUUUAAUAAACAUCAAUUUACACGAUUAGUAGCAAAUAAUAAUGCAUUAAAAUGGUUUAAUAAAUCAUGGGAAAAAGAUUUAUGGUAUAAAUUUUAUGGACAAAAUCGACCAAAAGAUUGUAAUUGGUGGAUAAAAAUUUAUCGACAAUGGAUUAAUAUUAUUUUAAGAUUAAAAUUUAUUAUUUAUGUUGGUUUUAUCUAA